This is a messenger RNA of Limulus polyphemus (Atlantic horseshoe crab), 3825 nucleotides long. RefSeq names its product nuclear factor NF-kappa-B p105 subunit-like. Bases 961 to 3825 code for a protein of 954 amino acids. Gene Ontology annotation, molecular function: DNA binding; DNA-binding transcription factor activity; protein binding. Gene Ontology annotation, cellular component: cytoplasm. The record is from RefSeq and is a predicted model, not a curated record. NCBI's taxonomy places the organism in Eukaryota, Metazoa, Arthropoda, Merostomata, Xiphosura, Limulidae. Gene Ontology annotation, biological process: non-canonical NF-kappaB signal transduction; response to cytokine; canonical NF-kappaB signal transduction. The transcript is spliced from 16 exons.
GAAUUAGUAUUGAAAUUUAUAGCCGAUAUACAAUAUAUACAUCAAAGUUACCAAGUGACAAAAAGCUGUUGAUUGAUAAUUAUAUUACUUAAUUAAAUAAGUAGUUUAACUUAAGUCACAUCUGUUCCAAGACUAAACUUAGUCUAACUCUAAAAGUCUAAACUUCUACAUGAAGCCUUCCCCUCCCUCCCUCGGUCGUUGUAAGUUGUAGUUCUGAGAUAAAUGUAAGGGCUUAAACUGUUAAAGCGCUAAAAAUCAGGUUUCUAUAACCGCAGUUGGCAUAGCAUAAGUAGCCCAUUUGUGAAGCUUUAAACUUAAUAAACAAACAAGCUUCUAUCCCAGUUUUAAUUUAGUAUUUAACAUUACUUUGUUAGACGCAAGUUAUGCCUAAUAGUAAUACUAAUAGUAAUAGCUUAGGGCUAGAGUUUAUAAUUCAGUUCGUUAUAUAUAACUUUUAAGUACAUAUUAUAUUUAGUUGAGAUUAUGUGACAAAGUUUAAGACUUUGUUUAGGCUUGUAACGUUACCUGAUUUUUACUUUAUCCCCAUAAAUAAUUAUCACCAAGUUGGGCUGGAGGGUGAAAACAAAAUAGUAGACUUAAGUUAAGCCUUCAUAGGGUUAGUUCUUAGUUCUACUUUAGUUGAACUUCACAGUUCAAGUUGAAAUACUGCAUUAUGGCGAGUAAUGACGUUAAUCAUGAAUGUUUGACUUCAGUUUAACUCAAGUAUUUGUAAUUGCUCCAACAGAAAGUAGCCUAAUAUUAUUUUAUUCCCUAAAGAAAGGGCCUACUAUUACUAGAUUCCAUAAGUAAAAAUUAAGUUACAUUGAUAUUGAUACUAUGAUGGUGAAACUGUGUCUGCAAUAUUAAAUCUAAAAGCAACAGUUCAUGACUUAACCUUAAAUGAGUUGCCAUCUUGUUAGCGUUACUGUUAGCAAGAUUAGAAAUGUAUAGCUGUUUUAAAUGACACUUCAAAAAAUGGAAAUAAUGUCCUCAAAGGAGUCAGCAAAUCAUGGUAGGCAACCAUCUCUGACCAUUACUGAGCAGCCAGCUGAUAGAAUAAGGUAUCGCUAUAAAAGUGAAAAAGGCUCUCAUGGUGGUUUAACAGGAAAAAAUAGCACUGCUUCUAAGAGAACAUACCCCACAGUGAAACUUGAAUAUUUUCAACGUCAGCAUAAUGAGCAAGUUUUUAUUAAGGCUACUCUAUACUCAGUUGAUGAACUCAAACCUCAUGUUCAUAAGUUGAUGGGAAAGAACUGUAAAGAUGGAAUUUGUAUGAUGGAACUUGGAGAAGAUGGAACCACCAGCUUUGUGAAUCUUUGGAUUCUGUUAAUUGGUAAAAAGGAAGUUCCCGAUAUCUUAUACCAACGGAAAGUAGAGAGCCAGCUAAGACUGAGUGGUUCCACUGACUUAACAGAUGCUGAGAAAGUCAAGCUGCAUGAGGAAGCAGAACAAGAAGCCAAGGACAUGGAUUUAAAUAGAGUUCGAAUCUGUUUUGAAGCCUUUUCCAAAAAUCCUACAGUUUCUGAUAUCUCUUACCCCAUUUGUCAGCCUAAAUUUUCUAAUAAUAUUGCAAACCAAAAAUGUCCUGAUGUAGGGGAAUUAAAAAUUGUGCGUAUCAGUAAAUGCUCUGGGGUCUGCACAGGAAAUGAGGAAGUGUUUCUUCUUUGUGAAAAGGUCAAUAAAAAGGACAUUAAGAUCAGAUUUUAUGAAGAAGAUUCUGAUGGUAGACUUAUGUGGGAAGACUAUGGAAAUUUUUCAGAAAAUGAUGUUCAUCAUCAGGUUGCAAUUGUGUUCCGGACUCCAGCCUACAAGGACUGUAAUAUUAAAGAAGAUGUAAGAGUGAAACUGCAGCUUUACAGAUUAAAAGAUAGUCAGUAUAGUGAAAGCAAAGAUUUCCAGUACACUCCUGCAUAUGAUAGGGAAGAAAUUGAGAGAAAGAGGAGAAAGAUUACCACCCAUCAAGAACUUCAAGUACAUCAUGACCUAGAUCCAUCAUUGCAGUCUGGUGCUGGCAGUAGUGGGUCCACUUGGGUUGACACAGAUUAUCAAACAGGAUUUUUUGUUUCAGGACAGAGUCCCAAUUUAGAUGUUCCUGAACAACAUGCUAUAUCAAGUACACAUUUUGAAACUCAUUAUUCUGCUCCUGGUUCACUGGAACAAAUAAAUGUGUUGAAUGAUGAUGAUGAUUAUAAAUGUUUAUAUCUUUUGCAUCCAUCCAGUAAUCCAAUGCUGAGUAAUGAAGAAAAUGAACCAAAUCCUCUUUUGGAAUAUUUCAAAACUGACUCUACUGAUGUCAAUCCCAAACAUCCAACAAUUAAAGUAAAUCUUGAACAUGCCAUUAAGACUCUAUCUCUAGAUGAUAAGGGUUAUAAGCAGAAUGUGGGGAAUAGCAUACCAUCACUUAAAAAAGAGGAUAAAGUAAAAAAUGGUAAUUCUGGUUCUUUUACUUCUGAGCAAAAGUUAGAACCAUUUAAUAUUCAAAGAAGGGUGGUAUUAGCUAAUAGGGAUUUGGAUAUUUGUGCUGAAGAAUACACUGAAGAAAGCUUGGGUAUUGAACCUCAAACUGUACAAAUUGGAGAUUCACAGCUUGCAUCUAAGUUUGUCAGAACCAAAGGGUAUGAAUUAAAACCAAAAUAUAUUCAGUCUGAAGGGCAAGUAGAAGUUCAACAUCUAAGUUUCUCUGAACAAGACUUGAACACUGAACAUAUCAUUUUUAAAACCAAAGAUCUAGAGAGGAGCAGGAGCUUAAGUAACCCUAGAGACUUUAUCAGCCUAUCCCCAGAAUCAAAAGCAAAAAUCUUGGAAACCAGUGACCCUGAAGAAAAUAGAUCUAAAACUAUGGGAAAUUGCAGGGAGAAUAAAACACAAUCAGAUGCCCUGCCUACUACAUUGCAUGGGGUGAAGCAACUUGCAUUGAGGAUGAGCUCAGCCUUAAGAAAUUUUGUAGUUACUGGAGAUCUUGGACUACUACUGAUGACUCUUCAGCAUUUAAUUGCCAUACAGGAUGAAGAUGGAGACAAUGCCCUUCACCUUACCAUUAUUCAUCAAGCCAAGCAACACAUUCAGCAGCUGGUUCUGAUUCGCUGUCUCUUGUAUAUUUUUGAAGAACUACCAAGACAAGUCAUCAAUGAUUGCAAUAAUUUACAUCAGACUCCGUUAUUCUUAGCUGUGGUUACGAGGAGCCACAAAGCUAUUCCUCUUCUUCUGAUGAGUGGAGCUGAUGCAAAUAUUCCUGAUAAUGAAGGAAAUACACCAUUGCAUAUAGCUGUGAGAGAAGGGAAUCUCAUUGCACUUCAUUUGCUGCUUGACAGAAAAAAUUAUCCUAAGAGUGUUUCUAAGAUUGUUGACAUAGAUAAACUAAAUUAUGAAGGGCUUGCUCCUCUUCAUGUUGCAGUAAUAAACAACAAAGAAAAAUGUAUUGAGAAAUUGUGCACUAGUGGAGCUGACAUUAAUGUUGCUGUGGGUACAAGUGGAAACACAUCAUUGCAUCUUGCAGUAGAAAUUCAUCCUCAUCUUGUCAGGUUAUUACUUGCUCAGCAUGAUAUCAACGUGGACGUUCAGAAUUUUGCAGGAAACACUGCUCUACAUUUGGCCUGCACUCGAGGUUUCAAAGAUGUAAUAAUAUCAUUGAUGGAAGCAGAGGCAAAUCCUUUUAUUCAGAACUUCAAUACAACUUCCUGUUUGAACCAGUGUAGCUGUGAAGAAGAUGUUAAUUAUUACAAUCUGAAAGGACAAAUGGCUACUGAUUUGGUAGCUGGAAAUUAUGAACUGAUUAAACUGCAUGAUGCAGGAUUAAACCCUGUUUCAGUAGCUUUUGAACUGUAA